This is a messenger RNA of Hydractinia symbiolongicarpus, 1432 nucleotides long. RefSeq lists its product as uncharacterized. Bases 118 to 1281 code for a protein of 387 amino acids. NCBI's taxonomy places the organism in Eukaryota, Metazoa, Cnidaria, Hydrozoa, Anthoathecata, Hydractiniidae. The transcript has 6 exons. The record is from RefSeq and is a predicted model, not a curated record.
AGUAUAUGGCACGCUAAAAGCGGCUAGGCAAAAAGCGAAAGUGGCCAUAUUAAGCCACGUUUUUUGCGGUCAUUAUUUAGCAUAAUACGUAUAGCUAGCUCACCAAAAUAAAUAGAUAUGAGUAUUCCUGUUGACAACAGCAGAGGUACAGCUAACAGCAGCAUUGUUGAUGCCCUGCGUGGAGCUGGUGACAUUGGAUUACACAUUGAUGACAUUGUUGAACUUUCGGGAUUAAAAGAGAAGAAAGAUGUUCAACCAAGAUUGUGGGCUUUAUUAAACAGCGGUUGCAUACAACAAGUUCCUCAGGAGCAGAAAUGGAAAAUCUCAAAAACUCCAGAUACGGCAUACACCACAUUAAAAUCUGAUUCGUUUGCACAAAAUGCAGAAACUCCACCAGCUGUUGACUUACCGACUAUUAAUCUUCCCCACAGUGGUAAAUUUUCGUCCUAUAAAAACAGCCUUCAAGAAUACUGUCAAAAACUACACUUGCCAGUUCCACAGUACAAGUCUACACGAGGUUCGUACGGGUUAAUGGGUUGCGUGAAAUUUGCAUCGAAAUCUGUGAGUGCAGCGAAAGCGACAGACACAGUGAAAGAAGCCGAUCAACGAGCUGCUUUCCAAGCUUUGAAACAGCUAGGAUAUCUUGACAAAUCAUGCACCUAUGAAAAUCUUAAUACGUUAAAACGUAAAGAUGGAGGGACUGAAGGCACUCCACCACAGAAGCAAACUUGUGUGGGUAGUGAUGCCAAGCUUCACGGAACAUACAAAAGUCAACUGAACGAACUUGCGCAGAAAAAUAAACUGGCAACACCAGUUUACGAAACUGUUGGUACGUCGCAAGGCUUCGUUUCGACGGUGACGUUUAACGGUCGUCAAUUCAAAUGCAUUUCGCCGUGCGCAAAGAAAAAGGACGCGGAAAAAGAUGCAGCUCAUAUGGCCAUGCAUAUUAUAGCGGGAGUACCUAUAGAAAAUGCUGACCAAGCUGCUGAACAAAGCGCAUCUCUUGAUCAAACAGAUGUAAGCAACAUGAUCACAGAAGCACGUCAGGAAGCGUCCAACAGCAGUGGUGUCGUGUCCCCGAAAAAUAGACUGCAGGAGUAUUGUCAACGAUUAAAAAAACCUUUGCCGGAAUACGACACAAACGCAGGCGCUGACGGGUUAUAUUUAACUACGGUCACUGUGGAGGGAAGAACGUUCACGAGCGAUGCACGACAAUCGAAAAAGUUAGCGGAAAGAAGUGCAGCGGAGAUGGCUUUGAAAGAGUUAGGAUUAAUGGUGUGAUGAAUAUCGAACUGAUCGCUUCUUACAGAGUUAUGUUCUUUUGACACUUUUACAAAAAAGUAAACUAUUUUUAUUUCUAAAACUGUACAUACUUUAUCACUUUUACAAAGAAAAAGAAAAACGCAACAUUUAAAAAGUUGGAUCUAUUUAA